AUGGCUUCUGGAAAAUUAGAAACAGGGAUCACCUUCCUUAUUCAAACUGGAGUUGGGAUACUGGGAAAUUCCUUUCUCCUUUGUUUUUAUAAUUUCAUGUGGCUCAUUGGAAACAGGUUGAGAUUUAUGGACCUCAUUCUCAACUAACUGGCCUUGGCCAACUCCUUGGUCCUUUUCUCUAAAGGAAUACCUCAGACAAUGGCAGCUUUUGGAUUUAAAUAUUUCCUGGAUAAUACUGGAUGUAAGCUUGUCUUUUUUAAUCACAGAGUGGGCACAGGAGUUUCCUUCAGCACCAUCUGCCUCCUCAAUGGAUUCCAAGCGAUUAAGCUUGACCCCAGUAUAUGCAGGUAGCUGGAGCUCAAAAUUCGAUCCCAAAAGUUCAUUGGCUUCUGUUGUUUCCUCUGUUUCUUACAUCUCUUGAUAAAUACAAGUGUUCUUUUUCUUGUAAACGGUCCGUUGGAUAGCAAAAACUUUAGUGUGAAAAACAAUUAUGGAGUCUGUUCCUGGGCAAUGCCAGAAAGAGUUGGCACUUUAUAUACAAUUAUAUACUUUUCCCCUGACUUUUUGAGUUUGGGCUUCAUGGUGUGGGCCAGUGGCUGCAUGGUCUUUGUCCUGUACAGACAUAAGCAACGAGUCCAGCAGAUUUGUAGCAACAGACUCUCCUCCGGACCUUCUCAUGAGGCCAGAGCCAUAUGCACCACCAUGGUCCUGGUGAGCUCCUUUUUUGCCUUCUUUUCGGUCCACUCUAUCUUGACAGUUUGGAUGACUCACUUUAAAAACCCAGGUCGGUGGAUAGUGGACAACUCUGUGUUUGUGGCCUCCUGUUUUCCAGCAUUCAGCCCCUUUGUGCUCAUCUUCAGUGACACCCAUGUCUCUCAUUUCUGUUUUGCCUGUAAGACAAAGAAAACACUUCUUCCAGAUCUGGUUGCCAUGCCAUGAGUCUGUUCUCUUCAUCAAAUUCAGUCAUAUAUUUCAGUAUUUGUCAGUAUUUGUAAACUGUUGUGUUAGUUUAUGAUGCCAACAUACAUAUGGGCAAUAAUGUCUCUUUCCAUGUAGAUCUUAUAGUAGGACUAAAAGUGAAUAUUGUGGAUACUGUUAUACAAAGAACACUCAAUCUAACUGCUAGAUUCUUUGGGGAAUAGUUCAGAAAUUAUCAAAAUAGGUUAAUGGAAUAAUUUUUUUGUUUAGGGAUUUAGU
Messenger RNA from Cebus imitator (Panamanian white-faced capuchin), 1197 nucleotides. Its product is annotated as vomeronasal type-1 receptor 1. Gene Ontology annotation, cellular component: membrane. The record is from RefSeq and is a predicted model, not a curated record. Gene Ontology annotation, molecular function: pheromone receptor activity. Gene Ontology annotation, biological process: G protein-coupled receptor signaling pathway. NCBI's taxonomy places the organism in Eukaryota, Metazoa, Chordata, Mammalia, Primates, Cebidae.